UUUAUUAGGAGUCUGAUUGCUGUUACAUGUGAAAUCAGGGUGUUUCCCUUUCUUUGCUGAUUUCGGACUCUCCUUACCAUGUAUUGGGCUUUCAUUCUGCUCUCUGCCCUCUCUUACUUGGCUGGUACAGGCUUCUGCCUGUCCUGUAUACACUGUACCAGUAACGAUGGCUCAGGCUGCAGUGGGAUUGCCAAGAAUUGCACUGGUGACACCGUCUGUAUGUCAACCGUCACCCAGACUGCAACUUACACAGGGCAAGCGACAACUACCUUAAGGAGAAGCUGUGGGGAGCCUCAAUACUGCAGCGCUGGGAGCCUGUCCAGUUACUUUAUUACAACUGUAACAAACAGCACAUGUUGCUUUACUGACUCCUGCACCCCCCCAGAACCUACAAUGCCAAACUACAAAUCGAAGACAAAGAAUGGCGCCGUCUGUAAGACCUGUUUUGCGCGGGAUGAGAGGGAGUGUUCAAGAUUCAACACCACCAUGUGCACUGGAUCCGAAACCUUUUGUGUUGAAUAUGAAGUGAGGACCGAGGCAGGUACCACCAUAGUGUGGGGCUGUUCCACUGAAAACUUCUGUCACAACAAAGAGAGCAAGAAGUUUGUAAAUGACGACAACGACGAGGAGCUUGCCAUCGUAAUUGCUAAAUGUUCUAGGAGCAAAGCCCCCAUCCAGAGGUUCCAAUUAAUCUGCCUGUUGCCAGUGCUACUUUAUUUAAUUGCCUUUUCUUUUGUAUUCUAAAUUCCAGCCUAACGCCAUAACCAGUUAGGUAUUGGGAUUUACUCAUGAUUAUUAAUAUGCCAAAGUAGAUGUUUUAUCGUUAUGCUCAUCAAUGUUACAUUCAGCACCACUGCUCAAGGGUAAGUCCACUUGGUAUAAUUGACUAAAUUACCUUUGCCCCAUUGGUACUCUCCUUGGUAAAUGAAUCCAAUCUACUAAUCUAUCUGUACUAAUCCAGGUAUAGAUUGUAGGUACUCGUGUAUCUGGUACUCAUGCUGCUUCCUAUGGUCAGGAGUAGGCGAAUGGCCUCUGUCAAGGCUGUAAAACCCAUGUCCUGAGUGUUUCUAUGGUUUAUACACUUCCAUUAGUAGGGUAGUCAGAGUAAACAAUCCUUUUAAUGGCCAAGUAUACAUGGAAGCUUUAUUCAUUUAACCAGGAGAAGUUCCUAUUGGCUUUCCAUAAAAGUGGACUUGACCCUUCAACAAACUGAUAUGCCCUGACUUAGUUUAUCUAUUUUAUACAUAUAUAUAUAUAUAUAUAUAUAUAUAUAUAUAUAUAUAUAUAUAUAUAUAUAUAUAUAUAUAUAUAUAUACAUAUACCAGUGGGAAUAGGUUCUCUCUUGUACUGAUCAUACCUUUUGCAGCACAGUGGGACUAUUUACUGACCAAUGUACAAUAGAGGUGUAAGGACCCAAUAAAUAUUAAAGACCUCUUCUAAGGAAAUCAUAUCCCACAUGUAAAAAUGAAUAAACUGUUAAGAAUUUUUAUUAAAUGUAGUAUUUUCUAAAAA
Messenger RNA from Xenopus tropicalis (tropical clawed frog), 1512 nucleotides. RefSeq names its product provisional ortholog of phospholipase A2 inhibitor and LY6/PLAUR domain containing. NCBI's taxonomy places the organism in Eukaryota, Metazoa, Chordata, Amphibia, Anura, Pipidae. Gene Ontology annotation, cellular component: extracellular region. The record is from RefSeq and is a predicted model, not a curated record. The transcript has 5 exons. The coding region runs from base 79 to 744 and encodes 221 amino acids.